GCUGCCUCUCCAGCUCAAUUCCUCCCCGAAUUGGCCACCCGAGCGGCGCCCUUGCCCCAGUCGCUGUCUGUACAUUCACCUCGCGCCGGCCAUUGGCUCCAGACCCGUGCCCUCGCUUGCUCCGCUGCCGCCGUUGCAUCUUGCAGGGCAUCCAUCCGCAUGCUGCGUCUGUCACGACUCCAACACCGCCCACUGCACCUCCAUCGCUACCCCGGAUGGCAGUGCUGUUACGCCCACAUCCCUAAUCGUCGUCUCCAAAGGCUCGCUCAUCCACCACGCGCACCGCCACGGACGGACCCGUCUUCGUCUCAAACGCAACCGCAGCUCCUGGAGACCCGCGCCGCGAUCAAGAUCAACCAUCACCCGCAAUUCACUCCCUGUAGCUUGACUACUACCGUGGACAGGCCUGCGCGCUCUCCGCUGGCCCGCUGAGCAGCCGAGUUGAGAUCGUUGCCUGUCUGAUGGCUGUGGUUUCCCCCCACCAGCCCCAAACACUCACUCCUCCGAGCAGCUCGCAUGGUGGGCGUGGGCAAUGGGAUUUUGCCGUGCCUCUAAGCAGCGAGCCUGAGAACUCCGCAGUCUCUGACCCAAAGCCUUUCAUGUCCGAAAACGCCGGUGCGAAACCUUUAGCCCAAUCCUCCCGCCAACCCCUCACCAAUGGCACAUCCAAGCCCCCUUUCCAACAGCGCACAAACACCUUCGAUUCGCAACGCUCGUCCAGGUCAAACCACGUCGAGGAACCGGAGCACCUCGUGCCGAGCAGAGUUGGGCUACUGCAACGAAAGACCAGCGACAUUAGUGCUACAAGUGACGCAGACAGCCUGCUAGACUAUUACAAGCAGCCCCAAAGUAGAACCAUGAGCAGAAACCCUUCGCAAAGUGUGGGGAAUGGAGACAAGAGGAAGCCCAGCUUAGGCGCAUCGGCCGAUCUGGAGAAGGACGCCUCGUACUGGAUUCACCGAGACAAACUGGCACAGAUUGAAAGAAUCGAGCUAGAGGCAGCGGGAUAUCGUGUUGGACGUGCGAGCCGGUCUGGCAGCAGAUCAGCUAGCAUGACUAGACCAGCGCGAGAACGCAGUUCGUCAGACCAGCACCGCGAGACACAAGGUAAUGGAGACGACCGGCCCAACAACCAUCAGGAGAAGAAGCAACGAACUGUAUCGCCUAUUCCGGCAGAAGAGGAGGAUGUGGAUGAAGGACCAAUGACCUGGGAUAUCCGUACUCCUGAAGAAAUUGCGGCCGAGCAAGAGAAGGAGAAUAUGACACCACGACACACACUACGUCCGAGCAAUUCUCGAAUACCGGUUGCUAAGACGAGCCCUGUUCCCGUACCCUUCACGUUUGUCGAACGAGACUCGCCACUGCCCCGAAGCCGAAAGGGAAGCAAUGCGUGGAGUGGAGAUGCGAUUGCUGUCAACGGCGCGCGGGCUAGAAGCGGGAGCAUUGGAUCACAGGUUUUGCUAGACGACGUGGACAACGCCGAGGAUGUUCGUACGCCUGUACGCCCAGAAGCCAACUAUUCUGCAUCGCCCGCCGAAUCCCCACCAAAAGCAAAGGUACCCGGAAAGAACAAUCCCACAUCAGGGAACCGUAAGACUAGUGCAGCCCGGGGCACUUCCCAAAAACCACGGACUGCAUCCACUACCACUUCACCGGUAAAGCGUCCUGGAACUAGCUCAGGGGCUUCCAGACCGGCAACGAGUCAUAACAGACCUGAAGGAGACGCGCCUUGGCUUGCGACCAUGUACAAACCGGAUCCCAGAUUACCUCCCGACCAACAGAUAAUUCCAACACACGCCAAGCGAAUGCAGCAAGAGCAGUGGGAGACUGAAGGACGUGUUGGAUCGAUGUACGACCGGGAGUUCAAAAUGCUAAACACGGAAGAGUUCAACAAACCCGAGAGAUAUUCAAAGGAACUUCAACCUUUCGAGAAGAAGGAAGAUGACAACGAACAGUGGCCUCUUCCAAGUCCAACGAAGGUUGACGCUGCUAACGGCAGACCUGGUACUAGCAACGGAGAGCAAGGAAAUUACAAACUCACACCCCGGAUAGCGAGCCCCCAACUCCACUCCCAGCGGAACUCGUCGGACGGAGAAGAGCCCACCUCCCCAAUCGCCGAAGAGACCGCCGAGGUCGAAGUCAGCGCCGAUGCCUCUGCCGGCAAGGGCCAGAUGUCGGUGCUCGAAGCGCUCAAGGGCGUGCUGAAGCUCGCGCUGAUCCACGACGGGCUGGCGCGCGGCCUGCGCGAAGCGUCCAAGGCGCUGGACCGGCGCCAGGCGCACAUGUGCGUGCUCAACGAGGCGUGCGAGGAGGAGGCGUACAAGAAGCUGGUCGUGGCACUGUGCUCGGAGCACAAGAUUCCGCUGAUCAAGGUGCCGGAUGGGAAGCAGUUGGGCGAGUGGGCGGGGUUGUGCCAGAUCGAUCGUGAGGGUAACGCCCGCAAGGUCGUCAACUGCUCGUGCGUUGUCGUCAAGGACUGGGGUGAAGAGUCCCAGGAGCGCAGCAUCCUCCUCAACUACUUCCAGACCGAGCAAUAGAUGCAACUCAGCUCGCGUACCUCGAUUACCAACUCUUCAGUGUGUUUCCGGCCUCCGACUGUUUCUACGAUGGCCGAAUUGAGGAUGGACUGGCUGGGGGAAGGAAGUGGAGCCAAGAGGGAAGAAGCGUGAACAAGGGAACAUUUCGGAAUGGAUGCAUAGACCUGGCUUUAUCUAAACGAUCUAGCCACAACAAAAGCCAAUCAACAUCUUAACCUCACUGGCGUCUUCAAUCGUGUGCACUCACAGGAAGUGGAAUGGGUAGAAAGUUACCUUCCAAGACCUAUACCGUUUAAUACGCGAUAAUGCUACGUGAACCUACUCUAAACCAAAAACAUCGUCCCCCUUGUUCUCCGGCCACCCUUUCAAAGGACCGCUCUCCCCCUUGACAUCCGCUUUCACAGUUCUCCGCCAUUCCAGCAAGUCUAGCUUCUUCACAUCCUGAUAUCGCACUUCCCUCCCCACUCCU
This is a messenger RNA of Mytilinidion resinicola, 3006 nucleotides long. RefSeq lists its product as uncharacterized. Lineage: Eukaryota; Fungi; Ascomycota; Dothideomycetes; Mytilinidiales; Mytilinidiaceae. Gene Ontology annotation, molecular function: structural constituent of ribosome. The transcript is spliced from 4 exons. Gene Ontology annotation, cellular component: cytosolic small ribosomal subunit; ribosome. Bases 462 to 2537 code for a protein of 691 amino acids. Gene Ontology annotation, biological process: translation. The record is from RefSeq and is a predicted model, not a curated record.